AUGUUUAUUGUGGCACAGCUCCUUGAAUAUGGAGCUCCCCUGUUCCUUGUCACUUCUCCUUUGACCUCGUAUGCGGAUCAGAUUCUGAGCAUCCACCGGAACAGGAGCUCUGCCGGGUUUUCGCUGGACAUUCCGUUGAUUAUGCUCGUCGCAUCGAUUCUAAAGGUCUUUUACUGGUUUGGCGAUUACUAUUCUCUCACUCUCCUGGCGCAGGCCGUCAUCACGAUCGGAGUACAGCUGGUGCUGUUGAAGGUGGCUCUAGAUAACCGUCCGUCCACCGGCGCGAAGAACGGAGUUGAGCACGUUCCCUUCAGCGGCGGAGACAACGAGAAGCUGUUUGUAAGACCGUACGACUUCUGGCAGUGGAAGAGCGCGCGACCGUAUGUAUACUGGAUGUUCCUGGCUUACAUGACCGGGGUGCUCUCCGUCAUCCACAUCUUCCUGACGCCGAUUUCCGAUUCCGCACUCUACAUCAACUUCCUAGGAUACUUGGGCCUAGCCGUCGAGGCAAUCCUCCCGGUACCGCAAAUCGUGGCCAACCAUCAAUCCCGGUCGUGCAAGGGAUUUCGAGUCUCGGUGCUUGCGGCAUGGAUUUUGGGUGACGUGAUGAAACUGGGUUACUUCUUCUGCAGCCAGGAAUCGAUUCCGUGGGCCUUCCGAUUGUGUGGAAUGUUCCAGUGUGUCUGUGACAUGUACCUGGGCGUGCAAUUCUGGAUGUAUACCCAACCUUCCUGGAGGGGAGUAGGAAGCCCGCGGGGUCGUUUCGAGGAGAAGGACAUUCGCAUGACAUGA
Aspergillus ochraceoroseus IBT 24754 is the source of this 792-nucleotide messenger RNA. RefSeq names its product PQ-loop repeat-containing protein. Gene Ontology annotation, cellular component: endosome; trans-Golgi network. The record is from RefSeq and is a predicted model, not a curated record. The transcript has 4 exons. Bases 1 to 792 code for a protein of 263 amino acids. Gene Ontology annotation, biological process: retrograde transport, endosome to Golgi; phospholipid translocation. NCBI's taxonomy places the organism in Eukaryota, Fungi, Ascomycota, Eurotiomycetes, Eurotiales, Aspergillaceae.